Molecule: messenger RNA, 1506 nt
Organism: Colletotrichum karsti
Lineage: Eukaryota; Fungi; Ascomycota; Sordariomycetes; Glomerellales; Glomerellaceae
Exons: 3
Coding region: 1-1506 (501 amino acids)
Biological process (GO): DNA-templated transcription
Cellular component (GO): nucleus
Molecular function (GO): zinc ion binding; DNA binding
Source: RefSeq, a predicted model, not a curated record
AUGGAAGCCUUGCCGUCCCGUCAAGUUGUCGACAGAACGAUAUCUGCCUACUUCAACGCCAAGCAUGCGACCGUUUCUUUCAUCCACACGCAUCAAUUCAGAAGACAAUAUGAAGCCUUUUGGAGUGAACCCGCCGCUGUGAACCUCCUGUGGGUCAGCAUACUCUUCUCAGGUCUGGCCAUUGGGGCUGUCGUCCUAGGUGCAAAGGCAGCAUCUACCUCUAAUCUACAUCACCCUUCGGCCUACGUUACCAUGUCAGCACGGUGUCUCGUCGCAGGCCAGUACCAGAAAGCUGGGGAGUUCUCGGUUGAAGCCUUGGUCAUGCAUCUUCACGCGCGGUCUUUCCAAAGGAGCAACAAAGACGCCGACAAGUCUCAACUGCAAGCAUUGGCUCUCCGAUUGGCACAACGGCGAUGCUAUCACCGAGACGUAGACGAGCUACUACUGACUGUCACGCCUUUCGAAGCAGAGAUGAGACGCCGCGUGUGGUAUGUGAUCCAAUACUACGAUGUGCUGUUCUCCCUCGAGCAGGGGCUGCCACCACUUAUUCACGAGGAUACAUUUUCUACCCGUCAUCCGACAAAUAUCACCGACGAUGACUUUGACGAAUAUGUCGACUACUUGACGCCUCGACCGAUAGAAGAAGCUCAGCCCACGCUCUUCUGUGUCUAUGUCUCUCAUCUACUACCGAUACUACGACACAUAGUCCGCCAUGCUCUGGGUUUCAAGACAUGCACCUACUCAGACGCCAUGUCUCUCGAAGCCGAACUGAAGACGUGGUACAUAUCGAUCCCGCCUUGCUUGCGCAUACGCGCCAUCAAAGACACUUCGUUCACGGACCCGAACCACACUGUCAUGCAACGUAUCAUGCUCGAACUCAUCUAUAUCAUGGGGACCGUCCUCUUGUACCGCCCGUUCCUCGACCUGAUGAAUUUGAAGAACCACGAGUGCCAAGUGGCGCUCAACGUCUGUCGGAGGCUGGCUGUGAGAUCUGUCGGGGUCUAUGUCGAAGUUGGUCGUGAGAUGCAGGAAGGCGGAAGACUACACGAGGAUCAGCCCAUCGCCUCGGGCUUGUCGGUGAAUGACUUCUUGAUAACGACGAUAGUGGCACCCCUCGAGUUCUUCGACUGUCCAGAUCUACCGCCUGGUGAAGAAGCUUACAUUAUCAACCUGCUUCAAACAGCAACGCAGCUGUGGGCCAAGAGAUCAGUUACGUCUCCUCACGCGCGUGAAAGCACGAGACUGCUCCGGCUCAUUGCAGCAAAGGUUCAAACGGGAAGCCAAAGACGACGCCAAGUCCCGUAUUCGGUUUCAAGCUCGUCCAUCGCUGCCGAAACAGAAACAGAGCAAUAUGGGCAUUUGGCGCUGCAGUAUUACUCCAACGGCGGGGGAGGAUCUGCAGAAUCGGACGUUGCUUUCGAAGUCGGCCUCAUCGACUGGAACAACGCCGCGGCAAUCGACUGGGACUCGGUCAAUCUGUGUCUCGACUUUGAGACGGUCAAUUAA